Messenger RNA from Anisakis simplex (herring worm), 438 nucleotides. Lineage: Eukaryota; Metazoa; Nematoda; Chromadorea; Rhabditida; Anisakidae. The record is from the annotation of a GenBank genome assembly.
AUGUGUGCGGGAUUGUCGAAUCGGAAUGUUCAAAAGGUCUCAGCAGUUGUCUUAACAGUUUCACCGUCAAAGCAACAACCGUCGUCGUCAUCACCUCGUCAGUCCCAAUCCGACCGAUCGUAUUCGUCUUCACUCAACCACAAUUCAUCUAAUCGUCCAGCCUUAAAAUCAACAUCCGAUUUAUUCAACAAUCAGCAGGUGAAUGUUGAUGAUAGACGUCCAAUGAUCAAUGCAAAUCUUUCCAAUGCACAGAUACGUAGUGAUGUAUCACCGAGUCGUGUCGUGCGGUCGUUCAGUGAUGCGGAUCCACUGAGGAAUAUUCCAGAUCAGUCUAAUAAUGCUGAAAUUUGUGCUCUUACGAAGUGGCACAAGAUGGUGCGUUAUUAUCAUAAUUACGAUCAAAUUUCUAACGGAGAUUUUGGUGGGACGAGAUAUUGA